AUUCGAGCCCUAACUUCAACAAAAGGUUGAGUUGGACCCGGAUUCCCUAUAACCGGGUCCGGGGCAAUCCUAAUCGGGAGGGAAAAAAAACCAAGUUAAAAAUAAUCAGUUCAGUUCUUUUUGAAUCGAAACCCUAGAUUCUUAAACCCUUUGUUGUUUCGUGUUGUUGGUGUAGAAUCAGUGGUCGAGUAUUGCGAUGGCCAAAAGUCCCUCCAGUUCUUCGGGGUUUGGGACAACCUCAACCCUGUUUGGAGCCAGCAGUGGUUCCUCUCCAUUUUCAUCUUCAUCGGCUGCUUCUACUACUAGCCCUUUUGGUUUUGUAUCUUCGUCUUCAGCAUUUACUGCUACUACAGUUACAACUCCGUCGUUUUCAAGCUUGAUUCCAUCAAGCUCAGCUUCAAAUUCAGCCACCGCUUCUCCUUUCUCUGCUUCUAUGGGGUUCUCUUUCUCGGGUGGUUCACCAUUUUCGAUGAGCAGUGCAAGUUCGACCCCAACAGUAACCUCUACUACCGCGCUUUCGUUAACAUCUGCUUCUACUUCUUCAAGCUCUUCAGGCUUCUCUUUUGCCCCAUCUCCUUCUGCUUCUUCAAGCUCUUCAGGCUUCUCGAUUGCUCCAUCUUCUUCCUUUGGAUUUGGCAAUGCUGCUUCUUCAUCAUCACCAGCAUCCACAUUCUCUGAAAGGGUCGGGACAUCUUCAUCUUCAUCUAUUUUUGGAGCCAGCAGUGGUUCCACUGUAUUUUCAUCUUCACCAGCGCAGACUACCACUACUAGUUCUUUUGGUUCUUCAUCUUCAUCUUCAUCUACAACCCCAUCGUUUGCAAGCUUCAUGUCGUCAAGCUCAGCUUCAAAUUCAAACACCACUUCACCUUUCUCGGCUUCUACAGGGUUCUCCUUCCCGGGUAGUUCAAUAUUUCCAAAGAGCACUGAAAGUUCGGCACCAACAACAACCUCUACUACAGCACCUUCCUUAACAGCUGCUUCUUCUUCAUCAAGCUCUUCAGGCUUCUCUUUUACCCAACCUUCUUCAGCCUCUCAACCUACCUUUGGAUUUGGCAAAGCCACUUCAUCAGCAUCACCAGCACCCGCAUUCUCUGAAAGGUUCGGGACAUCUUCAUCCUUUUUUGGAGCCAGUGGUGGUUCCCCUCUAGUUUCAUCUUCACCAGCGCCGGCUAUUACUACUGGUACUGCAGGGUUCUCUUUUGGGGGUAGUUCACCAUUUUCGAAGAGCACUGCAAGUUCAACGCCAAUAGUAACCUCUACUACAGCACCUUCUUUAACAGCUGCUUCUUCUUCAUCAAGCUCUUCAAGCUUCUCUUUUGCUCCACCUUCAGCCUCUCAACCUACCUUUGGAUUUGGCAAAAUAGCACCAUCAUCAUCUCCUGCACCCACAUUCUCUGGCGUUGCCGCAUCGAAACCCACUUCUUUGCCUUUUGGAACAUCAUCAGCGCCAUUGUUUUCAACAGUUACCACCGCAACUGCUUCUACUUCAGCAGCUAGUACGACCACUGCUUCAACUCCAGCAUUCCCUGCGUUUAACUUAGGUUCUUCAUCUUCUGCUACUACGGCUUCUUCCUUAGCUGCAUCUUCAGUUUCAGAUACUUCAUUGGCUGCUGUGAGCUCUUUGGGUGGAUUUGGUGUGACAAAUGCUGCUGCUACAGCAGGGAGUUCUGGUUCUUUCUCUGGCUUUUCUUUAUCAACAAAACCAUCCACUCCUGCUUCAUCCUCACAAGCACAAUCUACUACCUCUACUCCUGUAUUUGGUCUCCCUGCUUCUUCAACAACUUCAACUUCCAUUACUACUACUGCCCAAACAUCAUCAGCACUUGUUAUAUCUUCAAGUGGCGGGACAAGUUCAAGUGCUACAGCUGCAGUAUCUACUACCCCAAAAUUACCAUCUGAGAUAACAGGAAAGACAGUGGAGGAGAUCAUCAAGGAAUGGAAUGCUGAACUUCAGGAACGCACUGGGAAAUUUCGAAAGCAGGCCAGUGCAAUAGCUGAGUGGGACAGGAGAAUAUUGCAGAAUCGUGAUGUUCUUCUUAGACUUGAGAUUGAAGUGGCAAAAGUGGUUGAGACCCAAGCUAGCCUGGAGCGACAACUUGAGUUAAUUGAGACUCACCAACAAGAGGUUGAUAAGGCUUUGCAAAGUAUGGAAGAAGAAGCAGAACGUAUUUACAAGGAUGAGCGUGGAUUGCUUCUAGAUGAUGAAGCUGCAUCAACAAGAGAUGCAAUGUAUGAGCAGGCCGAAAUUGUUGAGAGGGAAUUGGAGCACAUGACAGAACAGAUAAAGUCUAUUAUUGAGACCGUAAACUCUAGUCAGGGUGGUGAACUUGAGGCACUGGACGGAAUGACUCCCUUAGAUGCGGUUGUCAGAAUCUUGAAUAAUCAACUGACUUCUUUAAUGUGGGUUGAUGAGAAGGCUGAGGAAUUCUCUUCUCGUAUUCAGAAGCUUGCCACCCAGGGUUCUGCUGCAGAUAGAGAAUUAAUGGCUCCAAAAUUUUGGAUGUGAUGAUCCUCCAAUCGUAAACUUACCUUGAAGGUUGUCCUAAAGUUGCUGCUGAAUUUAGUAAAUGGAGAGGAACGAUUAAAAUACAAAAUGAAACAUUUGAUAAUUUUUCCUGGAAGAUAUAAACAUAUGAUGCUUGUGGUAAUUUGGCGGUGAUUGUUGCCAUUAAAGUUAUUACAACUUCAACCGGAUCUAACGAUUAUUAUCUUCUUUAGAAGAAUUGAGGUUUAAGAUUUGAAUUUUGUUCUACAUUGUUAAAUUUUU
Messenger RNA from Durio zibethinus, 2767 nucleotides. RefSeq names its product structural constituent of nuclear pore. Gene Ontology annotation, biological process: RNA export from nucleus; protein import into nucleus. Lineage: Eukaryota; Viridiplantae; Streptophyta; Magnoliopsida; Malvales; Malvaceae. Gene Ontology annotation, molecular function: phospholipid binding; structural constituent of nuclear pore. The record is from RefSeq and is a predicted model, not a curated record. Gene Ontology annotation, cellular component: nuclear pore central transport channel; nuclear pore.